AUGGCGGACCGCAAUGUCCCUCACAACUGCCCAGGGAGGGACCGAGCAAAGUCACUGAAACCACUCUGCCAUUCUGCCGCCGACCACCUGUUAAAGGCGAGCCCCUGACACUGCCGCCCCCUCCACGAAAUAGUAUGAGGGACGAGCUCCUCUGGCAGCGCACUGAGCGGGCCGAGUCAGAAGUGGAGUGAAGGGAGCGGAGAGCCGCGCUGACACGCCGCAUGUUGAGCCUGCAAGUUGCCAGACAGAACAAAAGUCGCGUCGACCGGGAACGGGGAACAGCCGCUCUCGGAUUUAACUGCGCUUUUUUAGAGAAACUUGUUCCGGCAAAAUGAAAUUCGCGGAGCAUCUCUCGUCCCAUAUCACCCCAGAGUGGAGGAAACAGUAUCUUCAGUAUGAGGCAUUCAAGGAUAUGCUGUAUGCUGCCCAGGACCAAGCUCCAUCCAUAGAAGUGACAGAUGAAGACACAGUGAAGAGAUACUACGCAAAGUUUGAGGAGAGAUUCUUCCAAACCUGUGAGAAGGAGCUUCUGAAAAUCAACACGUUCUACUCAGAAAAGCUUGCUGAAGCUCAGAGACGGUUUGCAACGCUGCAGAAUGAGCUGCAGUCAUCCCUGGACGCCCAGCGCGAGAGCAACGCUCCGCCGGGCCUGCGAAAACGCAAAACGGUGUUCCACCUAUCGCAGGAGGAACGCUGCAAACACCACAACAUCAAGGAGCUGAAGCUAGCUUUCAGCGAGUUCUACCUCAGCCUCAUCCUUCUCCAGAACUACCAGAACCUGAAUUUCACCGGUUUCCGUAAAAUCCUCAAGAAACAUGACAAGAUCCUGGAUACCGCUCGUGGAGCUGACUGGCGUGUGGUUCACGUGGAGGUGGCUCCUUUCUACACCUGCAAGAAGAUCACACAGCUCAUCACUGAGACAGAGACGCUGGUAACCACAGAGCUGGAGGGAGGAGAUCGCCAGAGGGCCAUGAAGAGGUUGCGAGUUCCUCCACUGGGUGCAGCUCAGCCGGCUUUGGCCUGGACCACCUUUCGUGUUGGUCUCUACUGUGGCUUCUUCAUCAUUCUUGCCGUCGCAUUCGUUCUCACUGGUACCGUGUUCGUCAGCUCUCGGAACGUGUGGCCUCUGGUGCGCAUCUAUCGUGGCGGUUUCCUGCUGAUUCAGUUCCUCUUCCUGUUGGGCAUUAACACUUAUGGAUGGAGACAGGCUGGGGUCAACCACGUCCUCAUCUUUGAGAUCAAUCCCAGGGACAACCUCUCACACCAACACCUGUUUGAGAUUGCUGGUUUCCUGGGUGUGCUGUGGUGUCUCAGCAUCCUGUCCUGCCUCUUCUCAGAUUACACCUAUCUCCCCAUGCAGGUCAACCCUCUCAUACUUUAUGGCUUCAUGGUGCUCUUCCUCAUCAACCCCUUCAAGACCUGCUACUACAAAUCACGUUUCUGGCUCGUAAAAUUACUGUUUCGUGUGUUCACUGCACCGUUUCAUCGGGUGGAAUUUGCCGACUUCUGGCUGGCAGAUCAGCUCAACUCUCUGGUGGUUGUGCUCAUGGACCUGGAGUAUCUCGUCUGCUUCUACAUUUUUGAGCUGAAGUGGAACAACAGGAAGGGGCUGCUGCCCAAUAUUGACGAUCCUGGUUACUACAUCUGCCACAGCUACUCGUACGGUCUGCGCGCCAUCAUCCAGUGUCUGCCGGCCUGGUUCCGCUUCGUCCAGUGCCUGAGGCGUUACCGCGACACCAAGAGGGCAUUUCCUCACCUGGUGAAUGCUGGGAAAUAUUCCACCACCUUCUUUGUCGUCACCUUUGCGGCUCUCUAUGCUACUCACAGAGAACAAGGACAUACGGACGCUGACAUGUUCUUCUACAUGCUGAUCGUGUUCUCCACCAUCAGCUCCCUGUACACACUCAUCUGGGAUCUCCGUAUGGACUGGGGUCUGUUUGACCGCGGAGCUGGAGAAAACACUUUCCUGAGAGAAGAAAUAGUUUAUCCACACAAGGCCUACUACUAUUGUGCCAUCAUAGAGGACGUGAUCCUGCGUUUUGCCUGGACCAUCCAGAUUUCUCUCAGCACAACGACCAACAUCUAUGCCGUGGGUGAUAUCAUGGCAACCGUGCUGGCUCCUCUCGAGGUCUUCAGGCGUUUUGUGUGGAACUUUUUCCGUUUGGAAAAUGAGCACCUGAAUAACUGUGGUGAGUUUCGUGCGGUGCGGGAUAUCUCUGUGGCACCGCUCAAUGCUGAUGACCAGACGCUGCUGGAGCAGAUGAUGGACCAGGAGGAUGGCGUCCGGAACCGCUCCGGCAAGAAGAACUGGAAGAGAUCCUACAGCCUGUCGCUCAGACGCCCCCUGCUGUCCUCCUCACAAUCGAGGAAAGACACAAAGGUGCUGAUUGAAGAUACGGAUGACGAGGCGUUCAGCUGAGUCCACACCGUCAGCACGUACACACUCAUUGUACUCCACUAUACUUGUAAGGACCACCUUCACUUCAACAAUCGGCGUCUACCUUCUCCCUCAUAGUUUCAAGUGUAGACCUGACUUUCAGAGCUAACCUUUAAAUUGGUGAGGACUGUGUACCUGUCCUCAGUUUUAUCGGCGUUACCUCAGCCUUGUGAAUGGUGCUGGUCUUUACAAGUAUAGAAAACACACAGUAUAGUGCAGAGACAUACACAGGAAUUAACAAAAAAAAAAAAAGAACAAUCUGCUGAAGCACAAGCAUCGUGUCAUAUCGGUACUGUGGAGGAGAGAGCUGACGCCACGCCGUCACACAGGUGGACGGACAUCAAGGGGAACCUUCUUAACAAAGCUAGCAGGCCAGACCACACUGCCCAGGAUUUAUCCUCUGCUCUUUUUCAAUGGACUUCUUUAAUACUUGUUGUUUACUUUGGGAUAUUAAGAUAAUUUUAGAUUUGCCUUUACUUUAUCCUGGAUUCUUUUAGAAACAGGCUGCAGACGACUGUUUACACACCUUUUUAACUUCACUAGGAUCUACAGGGGGAAGACAAAGCCAAUUAAAAGACUAAACGGAUAAAAGAGAAAAUAACCUGAGGAAGGACUCUACACACGACAGCAUAUCAAUAAUAAAUCAACCGGUUUCAACUUGUUGAUAACUUUUAUACUUUAUUUCUCUGAGUUGUACUAACGUCAGUGCAAUAUCAUAACAUUGGAGGCACUUGCAAGAAAAGUAAAUUUACUACACAAAAUAUCAACAAGAGUACUUCAAAUGGGAUGUUUUGAUUUAAACGUUUGUAUUCAGUAACGUUUCUUUGUAAUAUAUUUGAUAUAUUUUGAUGUGCAUUAUUACUGUAGUUGAUAAGUACUUCUAUGCGAAGACUAAUUUGAGCAUCCUCACUAUGACUGCUGAUGUAUUUUAUAAUAUGUGGAAUGUUUUUCUUGGUUAAACCUGUGCCAUAUUUUUUUUAAACCUCAUAUAGACCUCUGAAUAGGGCAUUAGUGGCUUUUAAACAUCAUUUGAUUAUAAAGUGCUCUUUUACACCAACUUUAGUUACCUGUGUUAUUGUAUUUUCACACUGAUUUAGAAAGCUUUGUUCUUAUGCAUGGGAUUUCCUCCCCCCUUUCCAGGCUGGGAGAUUUUGAACAGAGUACACAAGGACAAAAAACAAAUCUAUCACACGUUAACGGUAAAUUUCAGCUUAUCACAAUUUCUGAGUCACAGAAUGAGUCAGGUUUCUUUCAUGUAGCUUCUAUGUCAUUGCUGUUCAGUUUUUGCAUUUUAUACAAAUUACUAGGUGCUGUGGUUUGUGAAAUCAGAUCGAAUCCUUGAAAAUGUAGAGAGCAAGCAUGGUAAAUGUCCUGGGCAUCCGACGUCUGCUGUCCCCGCCCUGCUGUCUGUGCCUGCAUUUGAAGAGCUGUUAGUUUUAACUUUAAGGCGAGGUGCUGCUGCUCUUUAAGGGUGCUUGGCUUACUUACUUUAACGUCUGCUUGAGUUUAACAUGCCCGUCCUGAUUGCCCCCCCCUCACUCGACUCCCUGCUCUGAUGGCCCCCCCUUGUGGCUGCGCUGCGUCACCACCAUCUGUCACGAUCUACAGCACAGAAACACUUAGAGAAUAUUUAUUCUGCUUUAGCUUAAAGACUGCACAGCCUCUGUGCCCAAUGAGCUUAAUGAAAGAAAGUUUAGAAAGUGGAUAUUUAGUGUCCAUUGCAAUAGAUUGCACAGAUGCCACAACAAAAACACACACACACACACACACACACACUUGCCUCUGGUGUCAGAGCGCACUACACCACAGCAGAUAGUUUUGUAAAAAGGCUGUUGUCUUGCCUGCAUGCAGAUUUUGUUUCAUGUUGUACAGAUUUUUAUUUAUUCAACAUAUUGUGUAUAUUAGUAAUUGUUGUAUUCACCGACAAUGAUGGACUUGAUUUGUAGCCAUUUUUACUCCGGGACAAGCAUUAUUUUGUAGGUGAUAAGGAGCUUUUUGUUGUUUGUUCACAAUCCUGCAUUCUUUUUUAUGUGUAAAGCUGUUGAAACAGUUUGUAUAAAGACAGAGGGGGGAAAAAAAGAAGAAAAACAAACUGGAGGAUGUGUUUUGUUGCAUCUCGUGAUCCCUUCGUAUUUCAAAGCUCCCGUCAUCUGUGCCGGUUUACCUCGGAGGUUUCACCUCGGAGGUUUCACCUCUGAGGUUUCUGGAGGAGGUGGGGACGUAGGAGCGGAUUCCUGUGUCCGGAGGCUUUUUGUAAAUUUGUGAAUGUGCAUGAAAAUAUUGGUGACAUCUGUUAUUUCUAACUGUCCUGUAGGCGGAAGCACUUUGACAUAUUUUAGUGAGACACUGGAGCAGAUUCUGGUCUGGUCUGUCCAUUCUUAGUGACCUACGACUGACAAAAAAAAACAAAACAGGGUUGUAUUUUCUAAAGUUUGCGUUUCAUAAUGGUGGCGAACCCUGACAUCCUGUUUUUCUCACAGGUGAAAACCACUAAUGUUUUUUUCCCUUCUUUUUUUCCACUGCUUGCUGAAACCUUGAUGGUGUUAAAGUGCUUAGGUGUGCAUCGUUCCCUCCACAUCUAGAUGUUGUUUGUACCCUCUAUAAACUAGCUGAAUGUGAUUGUACUUGUAGUUUAUAGUAGAUAGAUGUCCUGCUUUGAUAAGACUCUAAAGAGGAAAACACUAAAUACACUGUGGCUAAAUGUGAUUUCAAGAGAUACGGAGAAAUGUCUUAAAGUGUGAACCAUCCUCCGAGUCCCUUUUACAGAGUAGUUUGUACAUGUCGAGUGUAUAACAAUGUUCUAUGAUGGUUUUUCUGAUGGUAUUUGUAUUUCUGUAUACACUUUGGUGAUCCUGUCAUAUCUGGGUUUUAUAAACCAUGAUUAUUUUUAAAACUCA
Messenger RNA from Cololabis saira (Pacific saury), 5334 nucleotides. It is a transcript of the gene xpr1a, whose product is annotated as xenotropic and polytropic retrovirus receptor 1a. NCBI's taxonomy places the organism in Eukaryota, Metazoa, Chordata, Actinopteri, Beloniformes, Belonidae. The coding region runs from base 332 to 2419 and encodes 695 amino acids. Gene Ontology annotation, biological process: phosphate ion transport; cellular response to phosphate starvation. The transcript has 15 exons. Gene Ontology annotation, cellular component: Golgi apparatus; cytoplasm; plasma membrane. Gene Ontology annotation, molecular function: inositol hexakisphosphate binding. The record is from RefSeq and is a predicted model, not a curated record.